Messenger RNA from Esox lucius (northern pike), 1331 nucleotides. RefSeq names its product phosphatidylethanolamine binding protein 1 (gene pebp1). The record is from RefSeq and is a predicted model, not a curated record. Gene Ontology annotation, biological process: negative regulation of MAPK cascade. The transcript is spliced from 5 exons. Bases 38 to 640 code for a protein of 200 amino acids. NCBI's taxonomy places the organism in Eukaryota, Metazoa, Chordata, Actinopteri, Esociformes, Esocidae.
UAUAUUGCUGACUCCACCUUUAAGAAGUGAAAUCUGCAUGGUGCAGCAGGCGUGCAGUUCAUCCUCAUCAGUCGAAAUGCCGGUAGAUUUGAGUCAGUGGACUGGUGGUCUUGACCUAACAGACGUUGAUGAAAAGCCUGCACAGACCCUCCAUGUCAAAUAUGGCUCUGUUGAAAUCGACGAGUUAGGGAAAGUGCUGACGCCAACCCAGGUGCAGAGCCGACCCACCAGUGUGGAAUGGACGGGCUGUGAUUCCAGUAAGCUGUAUACUCUGGUCAUGACCGACCCGGACGCGCCCAGCAGGAAAGACCCCAAGUUCCGGGAAUGGCACCACUUCCUGGUGGUGAACAUGAAAGGCAACGAUGUCUCCAGCGGACACGUUUUGUCUGACUACGUUGGGUCAGGACCACCUAAAGGCACUGGUCUCCACAGGUAUGUUUGGCUGGUUUACGAGCAAUCGGGCAGUAUUUCCUGUACCGAGCCGAUCCUGACCAACCACUCUGGGGCUAACCGGGGAAAGUUCAAGAUCCGGGCCUUCCGCCAGAAAUACGGUCUGGGAACUCCUGUGGCCGGAACCUGCUAUCAGGCAGAAUGGGAUGACUACGUCCCAAAGCUUUAUGAACAACUGUCUGGAAAGUAAAGUAACUUGUGAGAUGAAGGGUAAUGCUGAAAUUGACAUUCAGUAGCUGAAGUCACUGCAACCCCCUCCCCCCCAGAGAACCUUUGUUGUUUGUGCCACACUCACCCCACUCUUAUAUUAUAACUCAACAAAGUAUACUGACCCACAACUGCUAACUGGUAAUUUGCCUUUCAAACAUUGUCCAUGUAGCAUACUGUUUUAACUAGUUUAUUACACUGUGUCGUCUUUUUUGGUGAUGCUGGUAAAGUAGCUUGCAAUAAUGAAUCGUGAUCCUGUGAGGGUCCCCUUCAAAAUCUGAGCCUUUGUAAUGAAUAAAGCAUGGUAAAACCCUAAGCUGGAUACCCAGCCUGUAGUGGACCCUGAAUGGCACCAGUGUCCUCAGAGUCAUACCAGUUGUAGUAUUAGUGAAUAGCUUUGUUAAUCAUUUGUUAAUUUAUCACUGUAAUUUAUGCUAAUCUGAUGUGGUACACUGAGUUGGGUAUUCAAUAAAUAGAACCAGACGUCUGGGGAAAAGUUAUUAAUGAUAAACCAUUUAAAUGGGACACCAUUCUUUGGAGAUUUGUUUGACCAUUACCAGAAAAGGCUGAAUAAAUGUCAGUUUGCUUAGAUUGGCUGAUAUAAGCAAAUCAUAUCUAGUAACUUGCUGUUAAAGAUCUAACGACAAUGUAUUAAAGCAUCAUAAAUUCAAACA